CAGCCCGAACGGGUCAUUUGCGGCCGUAGCUGCGCAGAGACCCCAGCGCGUGUUUAUUCUGUGAGCAGUGUCACGGUAAAUUACAUGGAGACUCGACUGACAUGAUCGAUUAUCACACUUUAAAUAACGCAAAAGGAACAAAUAUGCUGUUAUAACCAUAUAACUAUAGAAGAAUAUAACUUAUAGAAUGCUCUUCACUGUGAUUGAAUGACCAUAUCAGUUCAGCACUGGCAGAUUAACCUGCUACACUGUUUCGUGGCAGUUCCCAGUACAAAUUAUUAUUUUUUCUUCUUGAAUGCUUAAACCUUCAAUCUAUUUUAAAUGUUUUUUCUAUUAUACAUAAAACAUGGGUUUAUGGGAUUUUAAAAUGAUUGCAUAAUCUGCUUUAACACAGAUACAGUUACACUUUUUUUACUGCAGUUGUUUGCCCAUCUGAGACAGGUAGUGAAAAGCUGGUCAGGUUUCACUUGUCUGAUAGUGGGUUAGGGGGUCCCCUGGUGGUGUAGGCCCCACACCAACCUACAAAUGACCGCAUUUAAUUUUACAGUGCAGCACAAAAAGUGAAAUGAAGCAUUAAUGAAGUAAUGCUUUAUUAAUGCUGUGUAUAAGUGCGUAUUCAUCCUUUUCAGCCAACGUCUUUUGUGACAGAUAGGGACACUAUGGCAAGCGGAUUUAACAUAUAUAAGAUAGACAGAAUUCACAUUACAGAUAUCCGCCAAAUAUUUCUGCCCAGUCAAAACUGUAAUUUGAGUUAUUCACAACUACGUUUUGACAGAUAUGUAAUAAAUGCUAAUGGAACUAAUGACGUCAUUUAAGAUACCCGUAUUUGAAUUGCGGAUAGUGAAAAUGUAAUUGUAGAUAUUUUAAAAAACAAUUCUUCCUAGUCAUAAUACAGUUGUGGAUAUCUUCAAUUAUAAUUCUGACAUGUCACAAUGUAAUUUGGACUAGUUUAAAUGCUAUUUUACAUAUAUAAGAUGCAAUUAUAAUUUAAAAUCCUUAAAUGUUAAUAAGGCUUGCCAAAGGGACACGGUAAACUGGAUUCACGAGCUUUCUAAUGGAGGUGAAACCAAAAACCCUUUCACAGACCAGACUACCUGGGAGGAGAGAGAAGCGCUCUGACGUCACACGGCCUUGUCGCUGACACAUCAUUAGCUGCGUUCAGGCAUCAUCUGAAGCUCGGAAAAAUGACAACAACAGAUUUGCCAACCAUUACCAGGGCGUGUUUGCGAAUAAUGCCACGUUGGACGGGCUGUGGCUCAUUACAAGAAGGUUUAUUAUACAGGAUUUGACUUCAAUCAUGAUUUCCUUUAGCCCAAAAUGUCUGUAGAUGGAAAUGAACAAAAAGCUGAGUUAAAUGAAAUGCGUGGCAGCGUUGACCAAAGAACCGGUUGUUCUUCACGAAGUCGUGACAUUUACGACCGCACGCGAACGCCUCAAGAGCCACAGCAGGUUUCACGGAGGGGGAAGAAAAUCCUCAUUUGAGCUUUGUCUCUAACAACAUUUAUUGGGCAUAUAUUUAAAUCGCGAUCCGGUAGAUUAGCAACUAUUUAUAUAUUUAUCUAAACCGGUAACAUCAGGGUGAUACAGCCUUUCACAAUGCUUCAGUCUUUAGCCAGCAAUUCGUGCGUGCGGCUGAUACAGAAUCACAAAUCGACGUGGUACUUCGUGUCUCUAGUCUUGGGGUAUCUCCUCUAUCUCGUAUUCGGCGCCGUCGUCUUUUCGUCGGUCGAGCUGCCGUACGAGGACCUCCUGCGCCAGGAGCUGAGGGCCAUCAAGAAGCAGUUCCUCGUGGAGAACGAGUGUCUAACCGAGGAGCGUCUGGAGCGCUUCCUCAACAAAGCCCUGGACGCCAGCAACUACGGGGUGUCCAUCCUCAACAACGCCUCGGCCAACUGGAACUGGGACUUCACCUCCGCGCUCUUCUUCGCCAGCACCGUGCUGUCCACCACAGGCUAUGGUCACACAGCGCCGCUGUCAGAUGGCGGCAAGGCCUUCUGCAUCAUCUAUUCUGUCAUCGGCAUCCCCUUCACCCUCCUCUUCCUCACGGCCGUGGUGCAGCGGAUAAUGGUGUUCAGCACACGCAGGCCCAUCACGUACAUCCACACACGCUGGGGCCUGUCCAAGCCGCUGGUGGCCAUCGUCCACGCCACGCUGCUGGCCCUGCUGGCCGUCUCGUGCUUCUUCCUCAUCCCGGCCGCUAUCUUCUCGGCACUGGAGGAGAACUGGAAUUUCCUGGAGUCCUUCUACUUCUGCUUCAUUUCUCUCAGCACCAUCGGCCUGGGAGACUACGUGCCAGGAGAGGCGGCCAACCAGAGGUUUAGGGAGCUAUACAAAGUGGGCAUCACUGUGUACCUGAUCCUGGGCCUGAUCGUAAUGCUGGUGGUGCUGGAGACCUUCUGUGAGCUGCAGCAGCUGAAGCAGCUGAGGAAGAUGUUCUACCUGAAGAAGGAGAAGCCGCAGGACCGCCUCGCCAUUCUGGAGCACGAUCACCUGUCGUUCACAACGGUGUCCUGCGCAGCUGCUGGCCAGAAUGACGGCAAGACUCAGCCGUUCGUCAGCGUCCCCACUCUGGCCUCUCCCAACGACGACCCCAUGAUCCAGUAGGGUAAAGCAGGCAAGAGUCAAAGUAGACGGAAGGAGCUUUAUGCAAAAGCCAAUUCUAAUACUAGUGGAUAAAACGUGCACAAUAUAGUAUAUCGAGUAGCAGCAUAAAAACGUAUCUACAUAAUAAGGGAGAACAUAAAAGCUUCAAAAGGGAUGAUGAAUUCAAAGUCAGUAAGAAAAGAAAAGCCUCUGCUGUAUUUAUAACUCAACCGAGCUGAACUCCCUCAAACCGUCCGUUAUCUAUUAAAUAUGUAGGGACAUUUCAGAAGUAAUUGGUCUUUUAUGGCUCAAACCCUGUAGUUUGUCACGAAUAAUAAAGCCUGUAAGUAUUUUCAUCAUAGGUACAUACUGAAGUCACAUAGUUGUUUUGAGGUGUAUAGUACUGUACCGUGCCGCUGAGAAUUAAAACACCUCUCAAAGAUGAGCCAAACUCCAGCGAGCUUCAUCAUAUUUAGUUUCUUAUGUAAUAACAGAAGAGGGUCCAAGGACCAAUCUGUGUUUGUUGGCACGCCGAGGGGUUGUGUAAACUCUGCACUGCUACUAGAUACUUCCUCUUAGCGACGUAUUUAAACAUUCAGGGGCUUGUGGCUGAGUCAAGCUGCAGCCGUGAAAGAACAGGCUGUCCGUAGGAAUGAAAGCCCUCUAAUAAGUGCACAAGUGCGCAUUGAUAUUAUAGCCCUGUUAGACUGUGGCUUGACAGUCUGUAUUUAGCGUCUUGGCUCAUCUUUAGAAAGGCGUAAAAGAUUCCGGAUGCACGUCACAUUUUUUUUUCAUGGGCUAUAAGCAUUUCUUCAUCUUUUUGCAGUGCUGUUUCAAUUUCUCUGAGCACUAUAAUUUAUUAAUAUGUCUGAACGUGCACUGGACUGUUUGAAAGGGACAUACGGCUAGUCCGUUUAAAAGGGAGGCACAGAAGGCUGGACGUUGGGUUUUAGUUAAUGGUACUGUUGAUGAAGAAGCAGAGCAAUGGAGCGAAGUGGAAAUAAACCUGCUCAGGAACUGAAAAGUCUGAAAGGACGAAAGGGGCGAAAGGGAACUGGAGAUAAUUAAUGAGAAUGACGUUAAACUUACUUGUUCCGAAUGAUCUGUAAAAACUUUAAUCGUACUCUAAACGGGAAAAGAACAGAAAGUGUUUUGUUCCGCCUCUAAUUUAUGGUAUUUACAUCAUUUGAGUGAAGAAAUGUAUGUUUUCAGAGAAAUGUUUACAAGCUUUACUGUACUAGUAAUGAGGCAAACUUGAAACCUGCAGCUAAAACCUCCAAGUUCUGACUAAUAGCAUCACUUUUGAAUUGGUUCAGACAAACAUGUUUGUUGCUGAGGGUUCAAAUGUGCUGACAGGAGAAAAUAAUGUAACUCACUUUCUGUCUCUAAUCUUAAUUACCACAUACAGUAACUGACUGUGCAUUUAUUGUUUCUGCUACGUCACCACAUAAUGACACAGUGCAGCUUUUUUUAAGAGUCUUGAAUGUUUUUGAAUGUUCAUGCUACAGCGACCACAUUGCAGCUCUACGACUCUCUGCUGUCAUACUUUAGCGUGGGACCGUGUGUACAUAUGUAAAUGAGGUGUCAUGACCGCACCAUCACCUUUACCUGUGUGAUUCGUGCUACUCAUUGAUCUACAAUACUGUUUCCGAUUGAUGGGUGAGGCUGCGGUUCUCGUUUGUCACCAGCGUGGGCCUUCAUGGAAACUGUGAACCACUGUUCGUCUUAUCUUCUGGGAAGAAGAACUUGAAAUUUGCCAAGUUGCGUUUUGUAGGUACAUUAAACAGACAGACAUCGCAGCGCUGAGCUUUCAGCUUUCCUGUUUACAGCAGCGCUUGUCAUCAUGCACACGGGGUUUGUCCUGAAGACGAGAGCUGGUGAAGUAGCUUUAGUUCUGUUCAGGGACUAAACUUUGCGUCGAGCGUUACACAUGGAAGCACACUGACCUUAUUUAUUUAUGCUGAUGAAACUUGUAUUCAAUAUAUUGAAUCUUAGAUUAAUGUAUAGACAUUAGAUUCACGUUCUCAGUAAAACGAAACAGCAAGGUUUCAUGCACAAGUUCAACACACGUAAGUUGCUCCAUGAAAUGUAAAAUAUCAGUGUGUCUUAAAUAAAGUGUUGGUUUCUUAUUACUUA
Betta splendens (Siamese fighting fish) is the source of this 4719-nucleotide messenger RNA. RefSeq names its product potassium channel subfamily K member 1. Gene Ontology annotation, cellular component: membrane. NCBI's taxonomy places the organism in Eukaryota, Metazoa, Chordata, Actinopteri, Anabantiformes, Osphronemidae. Bases 1597 to 2604 code for a protein of 335 amino acids. Gene Ontology annotation, biological process: potassium ion transmembrane transport; stabilization of membrane potential. The record is from RefSeq and is a predicted model, not a curated record. Gene Ontology annotation, molecular function: potassium ion leak channel activity. The transcript is spliced from 3 exons.